AUUUCAAAAUUCACAACACAACAACUUCACAAUCUCAAAGAAUAUUUUCCUGUAACUACUUAAAGAGCCAUGAAGAGACAGAGAGAAAGUGAAGGAGCAACACUAGAAAGCUGGGACAUCACAAACUGUUUAACCAUGACAGAUAAAACUGUUUCCGCCACAUUCCCAGAAGAAGCAUUUGAGUGCAGAACGUGCAACCGCAAGUUCUCUUCAUUUCAAGCCCUGGGUGGCCACAAGAAAGUGAAAGUUGUUGAAGAGAAAGAGAAACAUCUGAAACGAACACGGAGUGAUCCCAAAACUCACAUGAGAAGACGCAGAGCUAUAAACCAGGUUGUUGCCAAAGUUUCUGUCAUGAAAAGAUCGUCUAAUGCUAAGCCUUUCUGCUUCGACCUCAACUUAACUCCUCUCCAGAAUCACUUCAACUUCUUCUUCUUCACAAAACUGUCACCUAAACUUAAUUCUCAUUAGUCUUUCUUUUUCCCCUUUCCCUUCACACCAUUCAUCAUAUUCUUUCAAUUCUUUAUGUAAAACGAUGCCUUCUUCCUAUUCUUUAAAAAGCGAGUUGCAUUAGACAACUAGUGUCACUGUAACGCGUGCAAGUGUAUUAAAAAUAUCUUCAAAUCGUGAUUCUUAGUUCUCUAAUGGUCAUAUCA
This is a messenger RNA of Vigna unguiculata (cowpea), 653 nucleotides long. RefSeq names its product zinc finger protein ZAT11-like. Gene Ontology annotation, biological process: response to stress; response to chitin. NCBI's taxonomy places the organism in Eukaryota, Viridiplantae, Streptophyta, Magnoliopsida, Fabales, Fabaceae. The record is from RefSeq and is a predicted model, not a curated record.